CAGGCAGUUCCUUUGGAUAUGCUGCAAAAGGUCAACCAUUAGUUCUCAGUGAUCACGACCCACGAGCGCGCACCUCUUCUUGUCUUCGGUUGACUGGCGUGGGUCCCGCUACAGACAUACCCCUCCCUCUGCGUCCCCGCCGCCAGCAUUCCUUCUCGUCUUGCUCUGGUUCAGAGACCCCGGGCCGACCACAAAGCUCACCUCGGGCACACCUCGCGACUCUCACACACACACACACACAAACACAGCCUCGACAAUGUCCGCUCUCAUCCCGCCUCCGACGUCCGUCUCCCAGGCUGCUCUGGCCGCGACAAUGCUGCUGGCCGCGUGGCUGACUUUCGUCGGCGUCACGCCUCCACACGUCCCUCCCUCCGAUGACGAUAACGACGGCGACAACGACGACGACAAUGAAAAGACUGCGAAGCAUUCCACAUCCUCCUCUGCCGCUGGCUCGGGCAGCAGCGCCAAGACUGCUGUCAAAGCCCAGCAGCAGAAGCAGAAGCAGCAGCAGCAGGCGCCCCCCGACGACACGAUCCGCGCAAUCCAGCUCACCACCCGCCGGGGCCCCAGCAUCGUCUUCAGCCACAUCGCCUUCCUGGCGUCGUACGCCGCGUUCCUCGCGUACAACUACGACCCGGCGACAAACACCCUGCCGGGCAUCUCGGGCGCGACAACGGCCUGGGCCGCGCCCUACUGCCACCUCAACAAUGACAACAACGGUAACAACGGUAACAACAGCAGCAGCGGCAACAGCUUGCAGCCAGCACUCCUGACAUGGUCGCCCCACACGAUCCUCCCGCUCCUCAGCAUCAUCCUCAUCGGCGCACCCUUGCGGCUGAUCCCCUACUCCACGCUCGCCAAGAACUUCACCUUCGCCCUCACGGAGCCCGACAAGCUCGUGACGAGCGGGAUAUACAGCCUGGUCCAGCACCCCAGCUACACGGGGCUCGCGGCCCUCUUCUUUGGUAACUCGGUCCUGUACUACCGCUACGACACACCCCUCGCCGCGUGCUGGUGCCCGCCAGAGUGGUAUCCCUGGAUCAAGAUGCUCGCCGUGGGGUUCGUGUGGCCGACAUUUGUCGCCGCGGGCUUCUUUGGGAUCAGCGUACGCGUCCGGCAGGAGGAGCGCAUGCUCAAGGCCAAAUUCGGCAAGGAGUGGGAGCAGUGGAACUCGCGCACUGCUAGAUUCAUCCCUUAUCUGUUCUAGACCUGAGAUGAUGUCCAAAACGAGUAAUGUCACAAACAUCAAUAAACACAGAUUUUGCUUGGAU
Messenger RNA from Microdochium trichocladiopsis, 1271 nucleotides. RefSeq lists its product as uncharacterized. Gene Ontology annotation, cellular component: endoplasmic reticulum. Lineage: Eukaryota; Fungi; Ascomycota; Sordariomycetes; Xylariales; Microdochiaceae. Gene Ontology annotation, biological process: C-terminal protein methylation. The record is from RefSeq and is a predicted model, not a curated record. Gene Ontology annotation, molecular function: protein C-terminal S-isoprenylcysteine carboxyl O-methyltransferase activity. The transcript has a single exon. Bases 257 to 1207 code for a protein of 316 amino acids.